Messenger RNA from Aspergillus brunneoviolaceus CBS 621.78, 765 nucleotides. RefSeq names its product U2 snRNP complex subunit LEA1 (gene lea1). Gene Ontology annotation, cellular component: U2 snRNP. Gene Ontology annotation, biological process: mRNA splicing, via spliceosome. Gene Ontology annotation, molecular function: U2 snRNA binding. NCBI's taxonomy places the organism in Eukaryota, Fungi, Ascomycota, Eurotiomycetes, Eurotiales, Aspergillaceae. The record is from RefSeq and is a predicted model, not a curated record. The transcript has 4 exons. The coding region runs from base 1 to 765 and encodes 254 amino acids.
AUGCGAUUGACCGUCGAACUGAUCCAAAAUUCCCUCUCGUACAUCAACCCGCUCAAGGACCGCGAGCUAGAUCUCCGAGGGCACAAGAUCCCCGCGAUUGAGAACUUGGGUAUUGCCAAGGACCAAGAUGCAAUCGACCUGACGGACAACGACAUCACCACGCUGGGCAACUUCCCCUUCUUCCCGCGGCUGCACACCCUCCUCCUGGCGCGGAACCGCAUCAAGCAGAUCCAAUCGACGCUGGCGGCGUCGGUGCCGAACCUGACGGCCGUGAACCUGACGGCGAACGCGGUCGCGGAGCUGGCGGAUCUGGAUCCGUUGCGCGGGUUGACCGGGUUGACGCAUUUGGUGGUGUUGGAGAAUCCGGUCACGAGGAAGGAGCACUACCGCCACUACCUCAUCUGGCGCAUCCCCAGCCUGCGGUUCCUGGACUACCAGAAGGUGAAGGACGCGGAGCGCGAGAAGGCGACGGAGCUGUUCGGCACGGCCGAGGAGCCUUCGGCGCUGGCCUCGAAGAUCAUGGGCGUUAAGUCGCGGACCUUCGACGUGCCGGCCACGGCGCAGCAGAUCGGGGCCGCCGCCGGCGCCGGGGACCGCGCGGUGCGGGUGAAGUUGACGGACCGGGAGCGCAAGCGCGUCGAGAAGCUGAUCCGCGAGGCCAAGAGUCUGCAGGAGAUCACGCGCUUGGAGCGCGAGCUGAAUGAGGGGCGGAUACCGGGUGGUGCGGUGGAUUAUGCGGAUAGUGGGGAUGAGAUGGAGACUUAG